Messenger RNA from Gorilla gorilla gorilla (western lowland gorilla), 13225 nucleotides. RefSeq names its product LON peptidase N-terminal domain and ring finger 2 (gene LONRF2). Gene Ontology annotation, molecular function: protein binding; ubiquitin protein ligase activity. The record is from RefSeq and is a predicted model, not a curated record. Bases 104 to 2374 code for a protein of 756 amino acids. Lineage: Eukaryota; Metazoa; Chordata; Mammalia; Primates; Hominidae. The transcript is spliced from 12 exons.
GUGAGGGCUGAGACCGCGCUCCCGCCGGCCAGUUCCCAGCAAUAGCGCAUCCUCCCUGCUCCGCGCCUUCGCUCCGGACCCGCGUCGUCGCAGCCCCGCGGUGAUGAGCCCCGAGCCGGUCCCGCCGCCGCCGCCGCCCCAGCCCCAGUGUCCUGGCUGCGACCGCGCGGAGCCGAUCGCCCAGCGCUUAGAGGAGGGCGACGAGGCCUUCCGCGCAGGCGAGUACGAGAUGGCAGCCGAGCUCUUUCGCUCCAUGCUAGCCGGGCUGGCGCAGCCGGACCGCGGCCUGUGCCUGAGGCUGGGGGACGCACUGGCCCGCGCCGGCCGCCUCCCCGAGGCCCUGGGCGCGUUCCGCGGCGCCGCGCGGCUUGGGGCGCUGCGGCCGGAGGAGCUGGAAGAGCUGGCGGGCGGCCUGGUGCGCGCCGUGGGCCUGCGCGAGCGGCCGCUGUCCGCGGAGAACCCGGGCGGCGAGCCCGAGGCGCCCGGCGAGGGAGGGCCGGCCCCGGAGCCCCGCGCGCCCCGCGACCUGCUCGGCUGCCCGCGCUGCCGGCGGCUGCUGCAUAAGCCGGUGACGCUGCCCUGCGGGCUCACAGUCUGCAAGCGCUGCGUGGAGCCAGGGCCCGCGCGGCCGCAGGUGCGGCGCGUGAACGUGGUGCUGAGCGGCCUGCUGGAGAAGUGCUUCCCGGCCGAGUGCCGGCUGCGCAGGCUGGCAGGCCAGGCGCGGAGCCUGCAGCGCCAGCAGCAGCCGGAGGCCGCGCUGCUCAGGUGCGACCAGGCCCUGGAGCUGGCUCCUGAUGAUAAUUCAUUAUUGCUGCUGCGGGCGGAGUUAUAUUUGACCAUGAAGAACUAUGAGCAAGCUCUCCAAGAUGCCAGUGCAGCUUGUCAGAGUGAACCUCUCUUGAUUAAGGGACAUCAAGUAAAAGCUCAGGCUCUUUCUGGAUUGGGAAGAAGUAAGGAAGUGUUAAAGGAAUUUCUCUACUGCCUUGCUCUGAAUCCUGAAUGUAACUCUGUGAAGAAAGAAGCACAGAAGGUAAUGUGUGAAGUGCUGUUUUCAGCUACAGAAAAUGUGCAUGAAAAUUUAACAUCUUCCAUCCAAAGCAGAUUAAAGGCUCAGGGUCACAGCCACAUGAAUGCCCAGGCUCUGCUGGAAGAAGGUGAUGCAGGGAGCUCGGAGAACUCAUCUGAGAAAUCUAAUAUGCUUGGAAAUACCAAUUCUUCAGUUUUGUAUUUUAUACUGGGUCUACACUUUGAAGAGGAUAAAAAGGCGUUAGAAAGCAUCCUUCCAACAGCACCCAGCGCUGGCUUAAAGAGACAGUUUCCGGAUGACGUGGAGGAUGCACCUGACCUGAACGCCCCUGGAAAAAUUCCCAAGAAAGAUCUCUCACCUCAAAGGAGCCCAAACUCUGAGACAGAAGAAAGUCAGGGGCUCUCGCUUGAUGUAACUGACUUUGAGUGUGCCCUCUGCAUGAGAUUGCUCUUUGAACCUGUCACUACGCCCUGUGGACACACAUUUUGCCUAAAAUGCCUUGAGCGCUGCCUUGACCACGCCCCACACUGUCCUUUGUGCAAAGACAAACUUUCGGAAUUAUUGGCAAGCAGAAACUUUAACAUAACUGUUCUGGCCGAAGAAUUAAUAUUUCGAUAUUUGCCGGAUGAAUUGUCUGAUAGGAAGAGAAUUUAUGAUGAAGAAAUGUCAGAGCUGUCAAAUCUGACCAGAGAUGUCCCCAUCUUUGUGUGUGCCAUGGCCUUCCCCACGGUCCCAUGUCCACUCCACGUUUUUGAGCCCCGCUAUCGGCUUAUGAUAAGAAGAUGCAUGGAAACUGGCACCAAGCGGUUUGGCAUGUGUUUAUCUGCUGAGCACGCAGGGCUUUCAGAGUACGGAUGCAUGCUGGAGAUUAAGGACGUGAGAACGUUUCCUGAUGGAAGUUCUGUUGUAGACGCGAUUGGCAUCAGUCGGUUCCGAGUGCUAAGCCACCGCCACAGAGAUGGCUAUAACACAGCAGACAUUGAAUAUCUUGAAGAUGAAAAGGUGGAGGGUCCAGAGUAUGAAGAACUUGCCGCUCUCCACGAUUCUGUGCAUCAACAGUCUGUUUCCUGGUUCGCGUCUCUCCAGGAUCGCAUGAAAGAACAAAUUUUAAGUCAUUUUGGGGUAAUGCCAGACAGAGAACCUGAGCCUCAGAGUAAUCCCAGCGGCCCUGCCUGGUCCUGGUGGAUCCUGGCAGUGCUGCCCCUGGAGCGCAAGGCUCAGCUGGCCAUCCUCGGCAUGACCUCGCUCAAAGAGCGGCUCCUUGCCAUCCGACGGAUAUUAGUCAUCAUCACGCGUAAGAUGAAUAGUCGGCAAGAGCUGGCUAAUGCCAGGGAGAGAAAUAAUUGAUUUUUCCCUCUGUCAAGGUUUCUGGCAGCCCUUGUACUUUUAUAAAUGUCAGGCAUGGACGAAUAGCCGUCCAUUCAUUGUGCUUUGUCAAGUGCUUGUGGAUGAGGUUCCAAAAUGGGACGCUUGCCAAACAUUGAGUCCUCCUCAAAAAUGACAAUUCUGUGUCUGGUGGGAUCUGACCUUGUAUGAGGUUAGCCUGAAGUCUGAAUGGAGCCCAUAGUUGGAAAACAACCUAAGAAAAUCUCUUAGAAGCAGGUGCUUGGGGAAUGCAGUUCACUGACAGCACAGGACCCUGCAGAUGGUUUACAUGUGGUUUGGGUUUCACGAGAAAGAAGGAUUCGCUUCCCAGUCAGUAUCUGGCUCUGCCAGAUGGUAAAGGCAUGCUUUAGUGUAUAGACAAUAUGGGGGAACCACGUUUUUAUCUGGAAGUGGAUUUCUUAGAACACAGGCUAACCAAAACUACGCUUAGGCUUUGCGUGUUGCUGUGAAGUUGUCUGUGAAAUCGAAUAAUCACACCAUUGUUCAGUGCAGGAGCCCAAACUAGUCCUUACCCAAGAAGUAGUAGCCUCUGGAUAGAACUGUGUUUAAUGUCCUGUUGUAGUCCCAGGUGUUGUAAAUUGCAUGUUGUAAUCAAACGAAUGUCAAAACAUAAGAAAGUAUACCUUGGAUAUAGAAAAACCUGAGAACAGUAUCAUUCACUUGAGGAUAUAUAUAUAUUUACACACAAUAAAGUGAGUUAAAAUUGUAUAUGCAUUGGGAUGUCAAACAUAAAACCACCAAGUGCAAAGAAUGCUUUGAAAGUAGAACCUUGUCUCAUUGAUCAGUGGUUACUAAGCAUUUAGGAAACAGUCAUCUUUUUCUAUUGGGAUUUGCAUUAGAAAUUAGCCCCAUCAGUAAAUUUCAGUUUACUAUCCAUUUAUUAAUAUACAAAAACAUUAAAAAAUCUGCCAUGCCAUGGUAAUCUAUCUAUUCCAGGAAAAUAGAUCAGAAUAUAUGAAGGGAGGAUGGCCAGUAAGGGAUGUAAAUAUUUGGUAAGUUUUUCUCCAACACCAACCUAAAAUUAUCUUUAUUUUUUUGAAAGAAAGUUUUACGGUGAUCAGACCAGGUGUUAUCUGUUAAAGGGCAGUAGUAUGACUUCCAUCCUGUAAUGCACGUUGGUGAUAUUGAUUGGAAUAACUGUAUCUGAGAUACUCAUAUGUUCCCUCUGGCCCAACCAGCUGGUGCAUUUGGUUGGCUUCCUCAUCUGUAAGGUGGACAUUCUUAACCAGAGGGUCACGACCACAUCACAGCUGCAAGUUUUGCUUUGUUCAUUGAAGGUGAUUUUUUAGUUUUAAAAUAUAUAUAUCUCAUAAUAUACAAUGUUGAUGGUAUAUCAAUCCAUCAAGCAAUUUAUUAGAAAGACUUUAUAAUAUUAUUAAUUUUUCUUUUAGUUUUCAGUAGAUAAAACUCAGUCUCAUCAUGGGAGUUAGAAAAUACCAGCAUCACUUAAUUGUAAAGAGAAAAUGUGAAAGUAUUUUCCAAUCCAAUGUUUCAAGUGCCUCACUUAUUGUGAAUCUCAAAUAUCAUCUUGAGAUGGUUUAAUGGCAGUUUGGCCAAGUGAUUUCUAAGAGAGUUUAUUAAUUUAUGCAUUAACAAUAGUAUUCAACUUUCUUAGGCAUUAUAACCUAACCCGAUCAUUUGAUUGGAAUAACUGAAUCAUUCAUUGAUUGGAAUAAAAUAAAGAAAACAAAAUGCAUCUCACAUGCCAGAAGACCUUUACCAGAAGUGGUUCAUGAAAAUCAGUAUGCAUUGACCAUUCUCUGCCUUUCCCUUUUGGAAAAUUUUUUUGUACCUUCAUAUCACAGCUGAAUAGUUAUCAAUGCCGUUUCCAUUUGGAAGUGUCUAAAUAACCACAAUGUGAUCACAGCUUCUCCACGAGCCUUCCUGAAGUUAAGCUGGUAUGCUUGCUAUAAUACUUGGAACCUGUUGCUUUCUUUUCCUCACUCUUUAAAUGUCAUAAGGUCACACAGUUUUUGGAAUCAGAACUAUUCAGUUAUUUCUUCAUGAUUCUGCCUGGCUUUCUGAGUCUUCUCAUUUGGCAUGUUAUGUAAAAGUCUGAACAACAAUGAUGAUGCAUACGAGAGCAACAUACGUUUUUAUUUUUUGAUAGGUUUUUAUUUUUUUGAUACCAGAGGGAAUUAACUAUGAUCACAUCGUGCUCUCUCUGUUCAGCAUCACACCCCCACAUACUGCAGUGUGGGAGUAGAUUGGUACUUACUGAGCACUUAGAAACAUCACGCAUCAGGAACCGGGUCAGGGUGACAGCAUCCUACGGUCAUAUCAUGAAGGAAGCCUCCUUUACAAACCUAAAAAAAACAACCCCCCAGCUUCAGUUUGCUACCAAUUAAGCUAAAGCAGAACGGUCUGCUUCCUCCUCCGCCUGCCCCCUUCUGCCUCUUUUCUGUUGGGGAGAUGCCAAUUCUAAGGAUUUCUCAGAAAAUAAUGUAAUCUCUCAUUCAAUGUCAGGACAUUCCAGCUUAAUUGUACUGAAAGUGCUCCAAUAGGCAUGCUCUCGUUACAUUGGAAUAAAAGCAGAAAAGAGUAAUAGCAGCGUGGGGGAGUCAUUUUUCUUCUUGAGGAACAAUACAUGCUGUUCUGUAUUUUUCCAUUCAUCGCCCAAACCUGCCUGUGUCUUUGAAAUGCAAGUAAGAUCCCAAAGGCAGCUUUCUGAAAGCCCGUGGCAUUUUUAGCAUAUCCCAUCCCCCGUGUGUGUCCUCAUCUUCAGAAUUGAAAGUUAGGAUACUUUUUAAAGUUUCAAAAGAAAAUAAUUUAAAAUGUUAAGGUUUAUCCAUAGAAACACAAUAAUUCUUAACCAAUUCAUGUACCAAAUUCAACAGUAUUAUCUCAUUUUUAGGGUCACAAAUGUGUCCUUUUUGCACUUAAACCUCCUCCCUCUCUCAAAAACAAAAACAAACAAAAAUCACAGCAAGACUGUUUAACAAAUUGUAUCUCAACUCUUAAUAUAUGUUAAGUCUUACCACAGGACUUUUGAAUCAUCAAGGAACAGUUGAAGUUUAUGGAUGGUAGAAUAACAAUGAACUAUGAUAUUAUCACUUUAUUAUAAGCUUUUUGGAAAAUUGGCAGUUGUUACCAUCGAAAUACUCCAUUGCCUGUGUUACACAGAAUUUGUUAUAAUUUUUAAGGGCUUUAAAAAAAUACCCAUCUGUUGCUUCUCCUUCUUGUUUUCUUUUGUGCCCCACCACUUAAAUUACUUGGGUAAAUACCACUCUUCAAAAUUUGAAUACUGUCUAUCAAAUAAGAAGAAGUGUGAAAGAUAUGAAGAAGAAAGGUGAUAGCAAAUUAGAAGAAAAUAAAUGUGGGUGAUUUCUUUUAGUUGAAAGCACAGAGUUUUAUUUUUCACCAGUAUAACUAUUGAGUAGGGUAGGGAGGUCCCCGUAUCCCCAUUUUUAUUUUUUUUGAGAUGGGGUCUCACUCUGUCACCCAGGCUGGAGUGCAAUGGCGCAAUCUCGUCUCACCACAACCUCCGCCUCCUGGGUUCAAGGGUUUCUCUUGCCUUGGCCCCCUGAGUAGCUGGGAUUACAGGCACGCGCCACCACACCCAGCUAAUUUUUGUAUUUUUUUUUUUUAGUAGAGAUGGGGUUUCACCAUGUUGGUCAGGCUGGUCUCAAACUCCUGACCCCAUGAUCUGCCCGCCUCGGCCUCCCACAGUGCUGGGAUUACAGGUGUGAGCCACCGCGCCCGGCCCAUCUCCCCAUGUUUUAGCAUAGACAGCAGUGGCAUUCAGUGGAAGGAGUUCUUCCCCUUCAACAUCGCCCUUCCCAAAGGCCACAUUCUGAUUCUAUUGUUCACCAAAAACUAAUUCCCAGGGAAGCCCGCUCUGGAUGGGAAGGAUGAGCUGCGUGAGCCAUCGCCCACACAGGGAGAUAACCGAACCCCUUUGCCAGCAUCACCACCUCUCUACUGGGGUGAGACACUUCAUUCAGAGCACUGGCUCUGACUCCCAGGGGCAAGUCUUUUUCCCUUUACAACUCCUCACCUCAGCCUCACCUUGACUUUCACUUCUCAACUGCUGAAUUCUAUAAAAUAGCCUUUUAGCAGUGACUCAGCUUUUAGGUGAGCACAGAUAAUGAAGAAAUUGAAGUGCCACCAUUGCACUCCCCCAAGUUGGGGACAUAAACUCGAAUUUGCACCCAGGUCUGAUAAAAGUAACUGAUUGAGGACGCAGAAAGGUGGAUGCCAUUGACAACAUUGACUGUUCUCACAAUUCCUACAGAAAUGAAAGAAAGAGAGGCCCAGCAGACCACACCGGGCCAUGAGGGGAAGCAUGGGAGACAGGCAGAAGCAGGAGUGAGGAGGAACGUGGCUCAGACCCUCUACUGUAUGUUCUGCAGGAAAGGGCAGGGAAAUAGCUAAGACUGGCUGGUUUGAAUAACAGCUCAGACUCUAGGCUAUACAGGCGGUCUCUAGCCAUCUGGCACCUAGCCCUGGGUCGUUAGGAUGGGGGAUAUUGCCUCCUAGGUUGUAAGAGCCAGAUAGAGGAGGAUGGGCUCUGGAUUGGUCACUUUGCUCCCAGGGUAGCCCUUUGCUAUGUCUAAGAAUUGGCUCACCCUGGGAUGGGCAGUUUCUCCUGGGUCAGCGAGGCCCCUGAGAUGUCAAAAUAUCAUAAAAUAUAGAAAUCAUGAUUCAUACAAUUGGUCCUCUGCUGUUUUGACAUACUAAGGUCACUUUUGAUAGCAGAAACUUUUAAAGAGUAGGGCAUACGUUGCCCUGAAGAGCAUAGAAAACAUUUUAUUCUGAGAGUAGAAAGGAGGAAGACACGUGGAGAUACAGGAGUCCCUUAGGCUGGCCCAUAGCUGAGUCUCUCAUGUGUGUGGCAUUAGUCAAGAAUGUAGUUCUGCAGUUUGUGGGGGGGGGCCUCUAACAUUUCUUGGUGCAGUUGUUAACAUGUGUUAAACAUAUGAGUCUGAUGAUGAUAUCGCGGUGUUUCUCGGCUCGGGGUGGCAGGUCUGGCGGUUGUGUGGCUGGGGGUGUGCACUGAUAGUUCAGUAAAGGAUAAGUAGAGACUCGUGGUGUUCAUGUGUCACCACAGGGAGGGAGUGGCUGUGGAGACCCAGGGCAGGAAGUCGCGGUGGAAAGCAGGCUGGGGUGGUAGGAGAAGGCACCGGGGGUGGGUGCUCCUCCCCCAGGGGUUGAGGAGUUGACUGAUAGGGGGCAGUUACCUCCUGGGAAAGCAAGACGCUCCCUUAAGUUUUAGAAUGGUACAGAGAGUAGUCCCUUCUACCAGAGUUUCCAUUUAGACAUGGGAGUGUAGGGGGCCAUGUUUUGGCAGAAGCAGGGCGUGUAUCAGCAUUAGUGGACUCCUCAGUAUUAAAAGGAAGAACAGCAAACAUGUCAUGUGCCCACUUUGUGACUCAGGAGAGGCAGCCCAUGGACAUCGCUAGGGCAGAGGUUUUAAUAUCUGGGACAAAGUUAUCUCCCACGGCGAGGUCGUGGCUGGGACCAUGUCAUCUUCAGCCGUGAGCUGCUGGGCUGGGCAAUGUCUUCUGGGAUGUGAGACGUGGGGUCUCCUUUCUAAGCGGACCCCCGCUUGUGCUGAUGUGGGUCCCAGCAUUUGCCGCGUUUGGUUGAAACAGUGGCUUACCUGGAGGGUCUGGGUCUCUGGAUCAUAAACCAGCGAAAGACCCCACAUCAGUGGUGACAAGAUCAAUAGACCCCAGAAUGUGUGCAGCUGUGCUUGAUAGGGUUUUGGUUCUUGCUUUUUGGUGGAAGUUUAGGCUCAAAUGGGUCCCGUAUCAGAUGAGCAGCUGCACGGCCUGUGGGAGCCCUGGGGUUAGUGGGUCCAGGAGAGAAUGUGUUCUCUCUCUGGGCUCCGGCCCUGAUGGGGUGGGGAUAAGAUCCAAAAUUUAUAGGAAUAGGGGGAAACAUUAUGGAAGGCCCUAAUAUGUAAUGAGCUUUUAUAUACAAGAAUGCAAGACAUAGCCCUCUUUUUAUGUUUAAAGGGGACUAUGGUAAUGUUUUUUAAAGUUUGUGUGAGGUGUGAGUCAACCGAAAGGCCCUAAAUUAAGAGAGGUUCAGGUUUGUGGUGCAAGAUAGAGGCCCAUUUCGGGGUCUGUUUGUAGACCAGAAUUUGAAAUGGAGUUGUUUGAGGAGACCAUUGUGUGUCUUCAUGAAACCUAUUGUGUGGAACCUAUCAGGGCUGUGGAAGUUGUAGCGAAUGCCUUUUCCCAGAGCCCAGCAUUGUGGAUUCCGAGAAGUGGCAUGUGUGUCUCGGUGACUUCCAGUGAUGCCUGCCACUCUGAAGAGAUGAAGGAGUGUCCUGGCAAGACCUGGAAUCCCAGCUGUAGCACCUGUGGAGAGAUGUGAUUUAGAUUUGGAUUUGGGGUAUCUGUGAGGAAGAGUCCCAGAGUUUUUCAUCCUGAAGGGGGCAACUCUUGGGCAGUGGUCCAACAGUUGGCCAUAAAUGUGAAGCUGGGGCCCUGUGCUGACCAGGGCAUCCAGCAUUAAGACGACUGCCUAACUUUGGCCACAUGCGUUUUUUUUUGGGUUCCGUUUUGUAUCAGGGCAUGCUGGCUAAAAGAUGGGAAGCAGCAACAUUCUCUUGGGCUCCAUCAUUUAUAUGAGGGUUGGCAAUGCCAUCUGUACCCUCUGUGAACUCCCACUGCUGUUCAGUUAAUCUAAGGGACACCAAGGGGUCUGUGGGAGGAUGACCUCACAAGGGACUGAGGACACGGGAGACCACCCUCCUGUGGGUAGAAUACACCAGAGGGCCCAGGCUUGACUCUGUCCUGUGUUAAGGAGGCAUCGGUAGUUUUGCUGAGCUUGUCAGGUGUUUAUAAUGGACAGUUGGAGAUUGGGGUCCUAGGCUUAGGUCUUUGAGAGCCUCUGUGUCCAGGAGAGCCCAGUAGGCAUCCAGCCAUUUACUGCUUUAAUAGGGUAGCAUGAGGCUGAGAGGGAUAGUUUCUUGCAUCCGAAGCCCUUAGGCACCUUAUGUCCAUCCUAAGUGGGCCAGAGACUCCAGGCCUGCACAGAGCUUGCCAGAGCUUCUAUAAUGAAGGGGUCUCUGAGGGCACCAACAGGAGUGCCCAUGGAUUUUAAGGUUGGAUUAUAGAGGUUGUUUAUGGAGGGUGCCCCAUUUAAAGCAAGCUGAUUUGUAAGCAGCAGCAAGAAGAUUAAGUAAAAUUUGUAAAUGAGGACUACAUUGCCAUCAGAACCUUGAAAGUAUCUAAAGAUGUUGGGCUUGUAUGUCCUUAAUGAGUGUGACAGUGAGUCUCCUCAUUUGUGCUCCUGGAGAAGGUGGAUGUGGCAAAGACCCUGUCUGCAGACGUUGUGUGCCAUGGCAAAGCCGUGGAGCUCCCUGUGGGUGGCCCGCAAAGGUGUAUGUGCCCCUCAGGGCAGAAGGCAAACGGCAGCCAAGAAGCCGUGCAAGUAGAUACUUAAUGGGACAUGUUAGCCGAAUCUGUAAGAGCAAAAUAUUGGCCAGUUAUUUAUUGUGUAGAAUUAAUAAUUUUAAUAAUAAUGAAAAUUGGGUAACGGAUGGGACCGCAGCGAUAAGGCUGUAGUAAUCCACCAUGAGGCACACUUUUUUUUUUCCAGGUUUAAGGAUAGGAAAAAUUGGGCUGUUCAAUGGAGAAACAAGGGUAUAAUCACCCCUUUAUUAAUUAGUAAGUUUUAAUCCUUGAAUACCUCAUAUUAACUGUUUUAACUGGAGGUCCAUGGGGCAUUAUUUUAUCAAGCUAGUUUAUAACUGCCAAAGACUGACUUUAAUUUUAAUUUAUUAUUUGUUUUAUUAGAGUGUCUGUGUUCAAUAUGGGAUAUUAGGGCGUUGGGUACUAUGACCACAGGAAAUUUAGACAGGCUACAGUUAAAGUGAAGCAUCCACCUUACCCAUCCACCCCCCAUUUUAUAUUUAGUUGCCUUUUUAAAAAAAUUAUAGGGGUACAAUGUUUAGAUUUAGUGGGAUCUCCAGGUGUAACUGUAAUUUGAGCCCCAGUGUUAAGACUAUGAAGCUUUGUCAAUGGGUACAUUUUAGCAAAUGUUACAAUUAAUUUAGAACCUAAGUUAUGGAGACACAAAAGCCAAUAGGCACCCUUUUAUGUUUUGGUUAAAUGUUUUAGUAUAUACAUCUUAUUUAUUUGUAAUAUUAGUAUAUAAUUUGUUGUAUACAUUUUUAGUGUAUAAGCGUUGGAUUUCUAAUUGGAUCAGAUUAGGGACCUUCCGUUUAGCUGCAUAUGUACAUAUACAUGUACAAUUUAUUAUAUAUUUGCGCUAAAAUAGCCUAUCUACAUGUGUAUAUAUGUGUGUAUGUGUAUGUAUAUGCGCUCACACGCAUAAAUACACAGUCUAUUUAGUUACCUUUAAUGUUUUUUCCCUCGUACCUAGGCUUUUUCUCGCUUUUUCCUUAUUUUCUGAUUUUGUGGCAAUUUAGUUGGAAGGAGGCGGUCCCAGCAUGUUGACAGGCAGGGUGUUCAGAGUGCCCAGGCACACUGGCAGGGGGUGGUUACAGGCUCACGUAGCUCAGGGGCUUCUGCAGGUCUCAGGGGAGUGGGAACAAAGUGUCCCACCCCUUCCCCUUUUCCUUAAACCUCAAGCCACUGGUCUCUAUGGAUAGAUCCUUUGCGUCCCACUGGAUUGAGGAAUGAGUCACAACAGCUGCAAGGCUCUUAAAGCAACAUUUAAACCUUUUGGCGGCUGUCAUUUCUGUGAGGAGGGUGCCUCUCACCGGCCACAUGGCCGGAGGAUCCCUGCAGCGCUUUGGAGACCAACACCCAGAUCCUUUGCCCAGGAGUGCGAUUAAUUCCUCACUGGAUGCUGGGGGAGGGCCCCUCAGGUGAGCAGCCCACCACUGACUUCAGCGUUGCUGGCUCGGUUAUCAGACUCUCAUCCAACACAAGCUCACAGGGAAAGCCAUUCCUUGCUUCUUGUGGAGGGAGUUACCGUCAUUGCCCUGAGACCACCAGCCAAGAAAAUAGGUAUGUCCAGGUAGGGAAUUCAGAGGGACCCAGUGCAUCCAAUUAUACAAUUAUACCCAGAAGGUCCUGUGUAGGGGACUGCGAUUGACAUCACCCUAGUCUGCAGCACCAAGGACUGAAUGAGCUCAGUCCUCUUAUAAUUUAGGCUGGACUGUCACAGACACUCUGGCAGACACAGCAUACAUGGUGCAGCCAAAGUGCAAACAUGCCAGCAGCGGCCAUGCUCCCCAGGGUGGGGGUCCAGUUAGUAAGCCGCACGCAGCCAAGAGGCGAGGCAUGCCCUCUGCCACACACGGACUCACCCUGCUCACUGUGCCCGUGGUAUCAAAAUGUACCCACGUUUAAUUCAUAAAGGAGAGGCUGCUGUCAUUGAAAGAAAAGUUUGUUACUUGCAUUUCUGGAGAAAAGGAGCGCACCAGGCCAUGCAGGGCUACAGGAGGAGGAGGCACCAGAGUGGUCAGGAGGCAGAACUAGGCGAGCAGCUUUCCACUGUGUCUCCAUGGCAAAGGCGAAGAUGGGUGGGGGCAGAGUGUAGGACUGGCAGGUUUGAAUGUCUUGGGCAGUAGCUACAGGGGUGGUCUCCAGCUGCCUGGUGCCUGGCCCUGGGUGAUUAGGGUGAGGGGAUAUUGCCUUCUGCAGUGGAAGAGUCAAAUCGAGGAGAUGGACUCUGAAUUGGUUAGUGUGCAAAGGUGCACUCCCAAGGGACCCCUUUGCUAUCUCUAAGAAUUGGCCUGCCCUGGGAAGGGCAGUCUCUCCCCAGUCAGUGAGGUUCCCGAGAUGUGAAAACAUUAUACAGUAUAAAAAAGCAUGAUUAAUGUAAGCUCAUUCUAGCAUUUCAGGUUACAGCUUCUAGAAGAGGUUUGUAGUCUCAAAUGAGUAGGUUUUUCCUCUAGAGAGGGGUGGGCCUGGACCUUCAAGCACCCCUUGGUGUGUUUAGGAGCUCAGGAGCAGAAGCACCUGCCUGCAGCCCUGCAGCUAAGGAAGUUCUCUCAGUCACUCAGAGCAGGGAGGGGCUGGGAGAGGCAUGUGAGGCUCCCGGGGUACUACGACAGCCCCCGAGGUGAAGGAUUGGCCCUGAUCAUAAUAGAGAACCCUGAGGAAGUUUACUGUCAUGAGUCUCGGCUGGUUGGCGCAUGUGACCUUUGAAGGAUGAAGAUGGAGUUUGCAACAUGAGUAUCUCUAACCUUUUGCUUUUCAGGGAUCAUUUUCAAAAAUUGCAUUGGGGCCUUCAUUAUUUACCAUAGUAUUUUCACUUUCAUAGUUUUGUCACCUUUUUGUACUGCGAACAGUUCGACCAGUGACCGACUUCUCUCUCAUGCUGUUUACCCCACACACAAUUUCCCACUCAAUUCUGAAAAUAAGAACCUGUUAAUAGGUUGGAAAGCUGUGUACUCUAUUCAUAUAUUGUUCUUUCAUGCUAGUGGAGAGUGGUGUCAUUAGCAUCUUAAUUUUAGAGUUGUGAAAUGAUUUUACCAAUUAGGAAUUGAAUGUGUAUUUUUUUUCUGUUUAAUAAGAAGAGCAAAUUUGAAUAAAUAAGCCGGUGUAGAUAAACUUAAUAAUCAUGCUUUUUCUUGUUUGGAGAUAGGUGAUGUGUUGUCAUAUCCUGUGAUACAGGUCACUCAUCUGGCCUUCUGUUUCUGAAGUUUAAGUCUGGUUUGAAUAUGUAAUAAUACUACUCAGCAUUUCUUGUUGCCUAAGUGAGACGAAACUUAAAUGUUAUGAUAUUUACUUCAUGUAUUCUUGUACUGUUCAUUUCAAUUAAUUGGUAUUGUAUAUCUAAUAUGUGAUAUUUGAACUGAAUAAAACUUACAGUGUUGUAAAUGUUCUUUAAUAAAUAAUCACACCUAAGUAAUAGGCUAGACUGAUGAGAAAUUAAAUCAAA